Bursaphelenchus okinawaensis is the source of this 3425-nucleotide messenger RNA. NCBI's taxonomy places the organism in Eukaryota, Metazoa, Nematoda, Chromadorea, Rhabditida, Aphelenchoididae. The record is from the annotation of a GenBank genome assembly.
AUGGAUCAAAACGUGUUUCCAAACUAUUAUUUGUAAGUUUCUUUAUAUUAUCCACCCUUUUCAAAGUGAACUGACAGACAAAACACUGCAAGAUUUUAGAAGAAAGAUAACGAUCUUUGCGAUUUUUAUUUUUCGGCCCAAAAUCUCGAUUCAAACAAGGGUUUGCCGCCAAAAACAACGAAUUUUAAUGCCAAAGUUGGCUCAAAUUCAGAACUUUGAGUCAACUCUACUUUUUUCCUCCAGCUUUUUUAUUUUUUGAAUUUUAAACUUCGAAAUAACUUUUAAACUUUAAUUUAAAGAAUGAACUCUUCACUAGAUCCAUCGUUGGGUUCUAAAGUCGAAAAACGUCCGUUACGCUUUGAGGGACCUUCUUCACAAGAACCACCAAGGCGUAGAUCACGAGAUCAAGACGACAUGGCCAGAGAACUGAAUGGCUUGGACAACAAUAACAUAAGCUAUGCUGAACUUCAACCUGUAGCAGUUAAUUAUGAGGAAUCACAAGUUGCUUGGCAGCCAAAUGGACGUGAGUUUAAAAAUUUUUUAAAAUGCGUGCAGUGUAAUAUCGGACAUGGUUGAUUUUGUGAGGUAAAACUUAUUUUUAUGCUAUGAAAUUUUAAGGCAAGUAUUACUAGAGUAUUGACCGUGAUAUUGUAAUAGAGUUUUUAGUUUUAAGUAUUUUAAGCAAAGUUCUGUGAGAAUUAGUGUGCGUAUCUAGUGUAAUAUCUGCCAAGUUCGUUUAGUAUGAAACGCUUAAUUUUAUGUAAUGAAACUUUGAGGAUAUUAAAUAUAUAGUUUUCUUGUUGCUAUAAUGUAAUAUUGUGAUUUGGCUAAUGGUAUUGUUGAAAUUAUGAGGUAUUCAGUUAUAGGUAUCUAGUGUAAUAUCGAAAUUUGUCGUUUUCAUAGUUCAACCUCAAUUUUUCUUCUUUUAAGUUUAAAAGUAGUAAAGUCAGAAUGUUUUCUAUGAUAUGCGUAUAAGAUUUGAUAGUGUUUGGACUGUUUUAUUACUUAAAAUCAAUUUUCAGAUAACCUACAACAAUAUGCAGCAGAGUACGCGAACGAGCCCGGAUGUAAUCCAGAUUUGUUUGCUGAUUACCUACUGGAAUCUAAUCAAAAUCAGAAACAGUUUGGUCCUUCUUCCUUUGACAUGAACGAAUUUCUUCGUUGGAGCUCACAGAAAUCUCAAGGAAAGGCGCAAGAAUUGGCUAGCCAGAAGCUAAAGACUGAUGAGAACUACAAAAAGGCGGAGAAGUUUGAUGUCUAUGUUCUUAAUGAUCCAGAAAGGCCUAACAAUGACAUAUAUGUAAGUUUUUUUGGUUAGAAAAGUUGUUUUAGCUAAUAAAAGUUUGGUUUUUUUGGAAAAAAUUUGGGGGUCAGGUGAAUAUAAUUGAUUAUAACCAAGGCAAAUCUUGACGUAUCGACUUAAAAUUUUGUGAAAAUAUAGUCAGGACAAUAGUAAUUAGAUAUUUGUUUGAGAUUUUGUUAAAACUUUCUUUACAGGGCUUUAGCGAUUAAAAAAGUACAAAUUGUUUUGAAUUUUUGGGAGAAAAUUUGCUAUCUUGAUGAAUAUAAAUGAUUAUAACUUUGACAAAAUUUUAUCUAUUAAUUUGAAAUAUUGUGAAAACGUAGCCAAUACCAUAUUAGUUAAAUACAUUUGUAAGAUUUUGCAAAAACUUUGUUUACAAAGUUGUAGCGUUUAAUUUUUUUAAGAAUUUUCGCCGAAUUUUGAACUGUUUUGCAGAUUUUUUAGUAAAACGUGUGUUAAAAUGCGAUUUAUUUUCAGUACGAUCACGAGAACAACACCCUCUACACAAGGAAGUUGGUCAAAGUUAAAUUCCAAGUUGGCACAUACAUCCCUGACUUCUUGUCACACAAAAUCAGGAUGACAGUCCUGCCUUCGGACCUGGAAACCUUUGAUGGAUACCCAUGCAAAGAGCAUAAAGUUUGUCAAGAAUAUGCAUUCUCAACACAUGGACGAGUACUAGAAAGAGGGAAAAAGGUCGUACUGGACAUUCUAUACCCGUUGGCAUCGGAAGAACCUCACUUUGAUGUCACUUUCAGCUGUAACAAUAGUUGCUUCAAGAGUUCGAAGAAGCUGUUUGAUUUGAUUUUUGAGCUGCACGACGAUCAGUAUGUGAUUUUAUUGGUUUUUAUGACUGAUUUAAAGUAUUGUUGAGUUGGAAUUGGGAUUUCGAAAGAUUUAAGAAAGCUGAAGUUCAGUGGAAGAUUUUCAAUGUAUUUUGCACUGAAAAUCGUCCGCUAAACUAUCACUUUUAAAAAGUGUUAAAAUGGCCUAAAAACACAUUUUUAACACUUUUUAAAAGUGGAAUUUUGGUGGAAUUUUUUUCAGUGCAAAUUACAUUAGAAAUCUUCCACUCAGUUUCCACUUUUUAAAUUUGAAACUUUUGAACUAGAGCCACAAAAAUAUGAUUCUGCUUUAAUUUAUAAAGACACUUAUUGCUCUUUUUUAAAUUAUAAACAAAAUUAGUGAGUUUUCAGCGGCACAGUCUAUCAAAAAGUGGCAAUGAAGCUGAAAGUGUGUGCAGUUCCAGUCAGAGACGGUCAAAAUGGAGGCAAAAAAGCAAAGGAAAAUGAUGUUAAUGAAGCGCUACAAAAGAUUUCGGCUAAUCCAAAUCUGUACUUUGUGCCGGUAAGCUUGCCUUUUGGCUUUUUAAAAUUGAAAGUUGAGUGGAAGAUUUGUAAUGUAAUUUGCAUUGAAAAUCUUCCACCAAACUUCCACUCUUAAAAAGUACUAAAAAAGGGGUUUUAGGCCAUUUUAAGACAUUUUAAAAGUGGAAGUUGAGUGGAAGAUUUUUAGUGCAAAAUACAUUACAAAUCUUCCACUCAACUUCCACUUGUUUUAAAAUUGAUUUUUGGGGUCUGUAAACAAAGUUUUCGUUAUUUUUUUGAGAUGAAAAGAAAGUAUAGGCUAUUACAAACCUUUUAGUGAAAAAUUUUUUCAUUUUGUUCUUUGUAAAGUAAGUUAUUGCGGUUUUCUAAAGAAAGUUAAUGCAGUUUUCAAAAUUUUGAAAUUUUGUAACUUUCGACCGUUCCAGAUUUAUGGUGAUGACAUUUUCCGUCGUUUCGUCCAAAUGAUGAGUGAUGUCGAGAUGGGGGACCGUCACAAAAACCAAUCUCUUUUACAUAAUACUCAAAUAGUACAAGAUACAGACAUCCGAGUAUGGCUAGCCAGAUUUAAUCAAGACAUAUACACCAAAGUCUUCACCCAGAACAAUAUCAGAACCAUGAAGCAGCUAUGUUGGAAGUUUCACAAAGAUCCACGACUUUUUGCAAAUUUGAAAAUCCCGCCAAAUUGCGCAUUGGCCAUGACCAAAAGUUUCAAUAAUUGGCUCUACACUACCCUACAAGAAGACCCAGGCUUCAUGAUGGAGUAUAUGGAAAGAACAACCAUCAAGCCUAGUCAAUAG